AUGUCGCGCUUAUCAGGUGGCAGCAUCCCGUCGGCCCAUGCAGAGCUCUACGAGUCUACAGCAGAAUUCCUCAAGGCCGCAGCCAACCCCACCUCGUUAGCCCUGCAUGCCGUGGCGUUCCGGAAACGCGCCAUCGACGGCGCAGGCAAGACGGUCGACCUCGAGACCCUUCUCGAUCCUACGCUGGUACAGAAACGCCAUGCUGAACACAAGCGCCAAUUCCGCGACGUCAAGCAUAAAUUCAUCGAGCAGGAAGCCAAACGCGCAUUCCUACAUGCCAUCACGGGCGAGGCGCCCGAAACCGUCCGUGACGGAGAGCAGGAGGAGCUAGCCAAGCAGAACAAGGUCAAGAAGGCGCGGCUCAAGGCUACCAAGGAGGAGAUAGCCGAGAUGUACGCCCAGGCUCUGGACCUGGGGAAGAAGAGUGCCGCUGAACACAACCGCUUGGCGGAAGAGACAGCCGAGGUCGCCGCCCUACAUAAGAGUAUUACCGAUAUGGAGCUCGAGCUGGCCCGGCUCAAGAGCACUUAUCCGCCCGACAAGCGCCUGACUACUUCCGAGGCUGAUGCGCGGCUCGAGGCUCAGCAGGAGGAACUUGAGCGCUUGACUGCCGAUAUUGCCAGUGCGGACGCAUGUGGCGCCGAGCUACGGAGUGAUUUGAGUCGGCGCAAUAAGGAGGUUGCGCGGCUUCAGAGGGACCGAGAACGAGAGGAGGCCCGCGCAGCCGAGGUGCGCAGGCAGAGAGAGGCGGGUGGGGCUGGUGUGCGGGCACACGAGCUCGGACGGUGGUAUGCGGUCAGUUUGGCGGCGUACAGAUCCCUUAUGGGAAUCAAGAGCGCGCGAGCUGUCUCGAAGAACGGCCUCGAGAUCGAGUAUGUGGACGGCGCUACGCUGCGCCUCUACUUUGACGCUGGUGGCCGGUUCGAGGACGCGUCCCUCAAGGGGCACGACAUGGAUCUCGCAGAGCUCGUCCAAGAGGCGCGGGAACGCAACGACCCCGCGCGACUCGUGUCUGCCGUCCUCGCGCACCUGCGCCCUCUCUAG
Cutaneotrichosporon cavernicola is the source of this 1044-nucleotide messenger RNA. RefSeq lists its product as uncharacterized. Lineage: Eukaryota; Fungi; Basidiomycota; Tremellomycetes; Trichosporonales; Trichosporonaceae. The record is from RefSeq and is a predicted model, not a curated record. The transcript is spliced from 6 exons. Gene Ontology annotation, cellular component: kinetochore. Gene Ontology annotation, biological process: attachment of mitotic spindle microtubules to kinetochore; protein localization to kinetochore. Bases 1 to 1044 code for a protein of 347 amino acids.